Messenger RNA from Nannizzia gypsea CBS 118893, 2517 nucleotides. Its product is annotated as isochorismatase family protein. Lineage: Eukaryota; Fungi; Ascomycota; Eurotiomycetes; Onygenales; Arthrodermataceae. Gene Ontology annotation, molecular function: dioxygenase activity. Gene Ontology annotation, biological process: DNA alkylation repair; DNA repair. The transcript has a single exon. The coding region runs from base 1 to 2517 and encodes 838 amino acids. The record is from RefSeq and is a predicted model, not a curated record. Gene Ontology annotation, cellular component: nucleus.
AUGCUGGCCUCGAAAAUUCUCUCUUCAGCCCCCCACAUCGCCACUCAACGGGCUCUGCUUGUACUUGACCUGCAAAACGACUUUGUCAGACAACAUGGAAAUCUAUUUAUCCCCAAUACCGCAGACUUUCUAUCGUUCAUUCCGGACCUGGCUCGUCUUUUCCGCGACUCUGGAGAGGUGAUUUGGGUACAGUCCGUAUUUGAAAGGCGUCGUCCGGUAGUCAACGAAGCUCUGGGCGGAGGUACUGUUGUUUUGGAGGAUGGACCACCUGCUACCACCAACGCGCCCGCUCCAAAAAGGUCGACUAAGAAACAGCAAGCAGAGCAAGCUCAACAACAGUCUUUGUUCUCAGACGACCUUGAGGCCUUCCUCUCGGCCUCGGACAAGGCCUGCGCAGGCCGGCGAUGCUGUCUACCCAACUCCUCCGGAUUCCACUUCCCUGCCCCGAUUCUCGCCGCCAUAGAUCCCAACGAGGACACAGUCCUUGUCAAGUCAGAGUACUCGGCUUUUGAGACUCCGGGCCUGCUUCUCUCCCUUCGUUCUAGGUUCGUCACCGAGAUUUUUGUUUGUGGCUCUCUGUCCAAUGCAUCCGUGUAUGCUACCGUGGUCGAUGCCGUCCGCCACGGUCUUGCCGUCACCCUGAUUGAAGAUUGCCUGGGAUACCGGAGUUCGUUACGGCACCGCGAGGCAAUGAGGCGUAUGGCUGAUAUAAUGGGUGCCAAUGGAAUAACGAGUUCUGAACUGAUGGAUGGCCAGGACUUUACUGUUGCUUCACCUGUUCGCGAGCAAGCAGACUCGUCACUUGUUACGGGCAUCGAGGAGAAAAUAGGUACGCUUGGACUCUCCUCACCCAACCACCAAAGUGCCGACAGCCAAAGUGCCACACGCCGCUUCGAGGAGGGGGGUGCUGACGAGCCGCAAGAUAUCCUUCAAACAAGCCAGCGGCCAGUCGAUCGUCCCGAGGAGAAGGAAUUUAGAACGUCACAAGAUGGUCAGCAGCAGCCUGUGGAAUCGCCAUCAUUAUCUCGAAACCAAAAGGCACCUCUGCCUCUCGUCUGUUCCCCUGGAGACUGUAUUGCAAGCGGAGACUCCCGGAUUCUCUACGAUCUCGCUAUCCCUGCCGAUUCAUUCCAGCGACUCCGUGGCGAGGUCGACUGGCAGAAGAUGUACCACAUGUCGGGACAAGUCCCCAGGAUGGUCUCUGUUCAAGGUAAUGUGGCUCCUGAUGGAUCAAUACCAAUAUACAGACACCCGGCAGAUGAGUCCCCGCCGUUAUCUCCAUUUAGCAAGACUGUUGAUGAAAUACGGAUGGUGGUUGAGAAGCAGCUGGGCCACCCGUUAAACCACGCCCUUAUACAGUUAUAUCGGGAUGGUGAAGAUCGCAUCUCUGAACAUUCUGACAAGACCCUUGAUAUAGUCAGGGGAUCGAACAUCUGUAAUGUUAGCCUGGGAGCGUUAAGGACAAUGACACUACGCACGAAGGUUGAUGCAAAGAAAUCUACAAAUUCGCCAUCUGAGAAUGCAAGGCAAACACAACGCGUCCCUAUGCCACAUAACUCUCUUUUCAUUCUUGGGGAGAAGUCUAACAUGGAAUGGCUUCAUGGUAUCCGGCCGGACAAGAGAAUGGAGAAGGAGAAAUCCAAAGAGGAAAAGGGGUUUAACGGGGAACGGAUUUCUCUAACCUUUAGGCACAUUGGAACUUACAUCAAUCCCAAGUCAGACACAAUCUGGGGCCAGGGCGCUGUGUCAAAGGAGAAAGAGAGAGCCGGAAAAGUUGUACAUGGAGUGUCCUCUGAGACCGAGCGGAUGAUUCGUGCAUUCGGCCAGGAGAACCAUCAAUCGAACUUUGACUGGGAUAUAAAUUAUGGGCGCGGGUUCGAUGUCGUUAACUUCGUUACCACUUCCUCCGUGACAUUUGUGCCUGGGGCUUGUGACAAGGUAACAGACCUACAGGUACGCCUUGCGCUGACCGAAAACGGAAUUCGGUAUAAAAUAUCUACCGCUCAAGACUGUCCAUCGAAUGUUGAAGCUGGCACCAAGACCUUGUUGGCGAGAAGGGAACAGCCCUCUCUACUUGUUGACGCAGAUGGGCCAUCUGUUCUGACUGGACGUGUAGCAAUUCUUCAGUACAUUGCCAAAACCGCCCAUCGCCGCCUCACCGACAUGGUGCCCGACCCUGAUAUGAAAGCAGAUGGUUUGACCUUGGAGGACAGGCUCGAUGCUGCUGAUGAACUGCAUCAUGCAUGGAUUGCAUCUUCCGGUAGCAAUUUUGAGCAGGCUACAGCGAAACUAUCAACCUUCAAUUCACUAAUUUGCGGCAAGUUAUAUAUCAACGGAAAGCUAUUUGGAGUUGAUGACUGUGCUUUUUGGUCUGUGCUUAAACAAAUCAUGGAAACAAAAGACAGUGAUAAGGUUGUCGAGGAAAAAUUCCCCCUUCUCAUGGGGUACUAUUCGAGAGUCCGGAAAAGAGCCUGUGUGAAGCAGGUCAUGGAUGAAAUGCUGGUAGCUUCUGGGUAG